CAAAUUCAUGAAUGAAUGAGCGACAAGCUUUGUUGUAGUUGUAAAACAUGGAGGCGUCAUUGAUCUAUUUAAGUUGUAAUUACAUGACAAAAUUAAAAUAGAAAACAUUUAAGACAUUGAGAUUAAAUAUAUGUUACUAAGAAAUUUUAUACAUUUAGCAGAACCGAAAAAGGAAGUAAUUUUUUAAAAGGAAUAUUAUAUGACUACAACUUAAGUCUAUUAAAAUUUUUAUGUAUCGUUAAAUUACAAAUAUGAUUUGCAAUGGCCACAUUUCACGUAAGAUAUCAACAGCCUCUUCAACAUGAAACAGAAAAUGCAGAUAUUGAGUGCAAAAAUUGCAAGUCAAAGAACAACAACCUAAAAAUAUUACCAUGUUUGCAUUCAUUUUGUUGUGGCUGCCUUCAAAGUUAUAUUAUUCGGAAUGUACUGAACGAAUUUAGCUUACGGUGUCCAACAUGUAGACGUGAUGUGCAGUUAGAUAGUUCUGGCAUAAAUUCGUUACCUUCUAAUUUAUUUUUUCAAGAUUUAUUUUCAGAAGUGGUUGUUCUACAAAAUGGAGAACAGCCAUAUAAUGAACAAUCAAAUUUAGCUUUACCAUGGGUAAAGUAUCGUCAUAAAAAUAAAAGCAACUUGAAAACAUCUCAGGAUCAUCAGUUAGUUGAGUUUUCCACUUCUGAUAAUGGUGAUCUGACCAAAUAUACUUGCAAAAAAUGUAGUGAUUACCUGUGUGAGAAUUGUAGUUAUGCACAUCGAAAUAUAAACUCAAACAAAGUUGUCGAUUUGCAUCAAAAUCUUUCUUUAUUAAAAAUUGAAUGUAAUGAUAAUAUAAAGAUUACUCAGCCUGAAUUAACUCGAUCUACUAUAAAUUCUUUUAUAACAAACAAUCCCUUGCAAUCAGCUAAUUAUUUUGAUACUUUAGCUAGGGAAAAUUUAAAUAAUCAUUUUUCUCCACCAGUUUAUAGAGUUUCAACUUCAAUAGCACUUCCACCUUCAUCAAGCGUUCCUUCUCUACUUUCAUCAAUACCAUCAGGAGGUCGAUCACCUGUAUUUUGUGAAUUACACGGAAGAGAGUAUAUGUUUUUUUGCAAUUUUUGUUUUAUACCUGUAUGUCGAGAUUGCAUGAAUAAUGAUCAUAAUGGACAUAAUAUAAGUAUGUUAAACACCACCACCACUAAUUCAUCUAUAAGUCAAGUAGACAAUAAAAAAAGUAGUUCAGAUUUAGUAUCUGAUCUACGCAAAGAAAUUAAGCUCAUGGAAGAUUCAUUGUGCAAUAUACAAACUUUUGUUGACAAAGUUGAAACUAAAUCAAAAGCUAUUUCAAGUGAUAUUAGAAUUACAGUUAAACGUCACAUAAUUGCAAUGGAAGAACGCGAAAAGGAGUUAUUGCUACAAGUUGAAAAAAUUCGGCAAGUAAAAAGGAAAGCAUUGUUAGUUCAAGCUGAGCAAAUGAAACUUUCGAUUAGUAAAUUAAAAAUAGCUACAGACUCUUUUGAAAUAGAACAAAAAUUGUCAGAUGCAAAUGAGGUGAAAACAAUGCUGACAAGUUUGCAAAAUCAAAGGUUGUUAAGACAUCCAUGGGAAGAUGAUACAAUAUCGUUCACACCACCAGACAUUGCACUUCAGACAGCUUUGGCUUCGAUGGGUUUUAUUAGCAGUAGUGCUUAUCCUCCUUUGUGCACAGCUGUUGGUGAAGGAUUGCGUCGUGGUAUACGAGGCAAAUUGACCAUGUUUACCAUUAUUGCAAAAGAUCAUCAUGGUGCCAAUAGAUGCGUUGGAGGAGAUGUUGUUCGAGUUAUAAUUAGUACACCUGAUGGAAAGCAAAUUUACGGUGAUGUGUAUGACAGACAGAAUGGAAAUUACACAGUUAGCUAUCGACCGUAUGUUGAAGGAGAUCAUCAGGUUUAUGCGACAAUUAGAGAGCAACCCAUUAUGGAUUCUCCAUUUUUAAUGACUGUAAAGAGUGGAAGAAAUUAUUCUGGUAUUGGUCAAUCAUAUUUUCAAUUUGGAUCUGAGGGUGAAGAGGGUGGUCAGUUAUGCAGACCUUGGGGUAUUUGUUGUGAUAAAGAUGGUAAUAUCAUUGUUGCAGACAGAAGUAAUAAUAGAAUACAAGUGUUUGAUCAAAAAGGGAAGUUCAUUAGUAUGUUUGGUUCAGCUGGUUUUAGAAAUGGACAGUUUGAUCGACCUGCUGGGGUUUGUGUCGACAAUCAGAAUAGAAUAAUUGUUGCAGAUAAAGAUAACCAUAGAGUACAGAUAUUCAAGCUUGAUGGUAGUUAUAUUUUAAAAUUUGGUGAUAGGGGAAAUAAAAAUGGUCAGUUUACUUACCCCUGGGAUGUAGCUGCAAAUAGCCAAGGACAAAUUCUUGUAUCAGAUACUCGUAAUCAUAGAAUACAGCUCUUUUCUUCAGAUGGUACUUUCCUGAAUAAAUAUGGGUUUGAUGGCCCUUUAUGGAAACACUUUGAUUCCCCAAGAGGUGUGGCCUUUAAUCAUGAAGGACAUAUGGUUGUAACUGAUUUCAAUAACCAUCGCCUUCUUGUGAUUCAUCAGGAUUUUCAAACUGCUCGAUUUUUAGGAACAGAGGGAUCGAAUAAUGGACAAUUUAUGCGACCACAAGGUGUUACUAUUGAUCAUGAAGGAAAUAUAAUUGUUGCUGAUUCAAAAAAUCAUCGCGUUCAAAUUUUCCAACCAAAUGGAAAUUUUUAUACCAAAUUUGGAGUAUUUGGUACAAUGGUUGGACAGCUUGAUCGCCCUUCUGGACUGUGUGUUAGUCCUGAUGGAAUAAUUUUAGUUGUUGAUUUUGGUAAUAAUCGUAUACAAGCAUUUUAAUGUUUUCACUUAAAAACGUUAUAAAAUUUUUUAUCAAUUUAUUAAUAUUUAUUUUUUAUAACUAAAUUCUUAUUGAAAAUGAUUACACUACAGUUUCCUUUUUAAGGCAUUUUAGACUGCAGUAAAAUAUUAUGAUAUUAUUUUAGGCUGAAAAUAAAUAUGAUAUUAGCUUAUUUAAGAAAAUUUUUUUGGAUAUGUUUUUGUUUUUUAAAUCUUCCAACGGAAAACAUCAGAAGAGUUUUAUCCUAUAUUUUUAAUUGAUUUUUAAUAUUUCUUGUAUUUAUAUUUGAACUGUAAAUAUUAAUGUUUUCUAUAGUUGCUAUAGGAACUUAAAAUCAAAUUUGUAGUCUAACUAUGCAAAAAAUACUCCAAAUUGUUUGAAAAAAAAGAAGCAAACUAUUUUUAAAAUAAUUUUGGAAAAUAUUUUUUCAUGUUUUACCUUUGAGCUUUUCAUUUUUUUUUUUUUUUUUUUUUUUUUUUUUUGCAUAUUGUUUUUAUAAUUAUAUUUUAAAGAAAAGCAACGGUUAUGCUUUUAAAUAAUAAUCAUAUUGUGGUGUGGAAAAAUGUUUUACGCGCUCCAAAACUUUUUAUUUUUAUUUUUU
Hydra vulgaris (swiftwater hydra) is the source of this 3425-nucleotide messenger RNA. Its product is annotated as E3 ubiquitin-protein ligase TRIM71. Lineage: Eukaryota; Metazoa; Cnidaria; Hydrozoa; Anthoathecata; Hydridae. The record is from RefSeq and is a predicted model, not a curated record. Gene Ontology annotation, biological process: proteasome-mediated ubiquitin-dependent protein catabolic process; protein polyubiquitination. Gene Ontology annotation, molecular function: protein binding; zinc ion binding; ubiquitin protein ligase activity.